Messenger RNA from Triticum dicoccoides, 2036 nucleotides. RefSeq names its product Sec14p-like phosphatidylinositol transfer family protein. Gene Ontology annotation, molecular function: lipid binding. NCBI's taxonomy places the organism in Eukaryota, Viridiplantae, Streptophyta, Magnoliopsida, Poales, Poaceae. The record is from RefSeq and is a predicted model, not a curated record. The transcript is spliced from 2 exons. The coding region runs from base 128 to 1828 and encodes 566 amino acids.
CCUCCCCGCUCCACACACCACCUUCUCCUCUGCAUCGCCUGCCUCUGACACCGCACCGCACCGGGAAUCUCCAGCCUUUUGAUUUUCUUUUCUAAUCGUGCUGUGAAAUCCUCUGUUGUUGAUCGGCAUGGGCGUGGAGGUCGUCUCCGGCGGGGCUGUGGAGGCGGUGGCGCCGGCCAAGGAGGUGGGCGCGAAGGUGGAGGUGGAGGCGGGUGCGGCCGCCGUGGCCGUGGCCAAGAACAUGUCGUUCAGGGAGGAGAGCAACCGCCUGGGCGACCUCAAGGACGCCGAGCGGAAGGCGCUCGCCGAGCUCCGGGCUAAGGUCGAGGAGGCCAUCGUCGAGGGCAAGCUGUUCGACUUCGACGACGGGAGCAGCAAGGUGAAGGUGAAGGUCGAGGCCAAGAAGAAGGAGGGUAAGAAGAAGGAGGGCAAGAAGAAGAAGAAGGCCGAGGCGGCCGAGGAGAAGAAGGAGGAGGCGGCGGCCGACGAGAAGAAGCCGGAGGUGGCUGCUGAGGAGAAGAAGGAGGAGGCGGUGGCUGAGGAGAAGGUGGAAGCCGGUGAGGAGAAGAAAGAGGAGGAAGCCAAGGAGGAGGUGGCCGAGCCGGCCGGGGAGAAGAAGGAGGAGGCCGUGGCGGCCGAGGAGAAGCAGGAGGAGGCGGCUGAAGAAAAGAAAGAGCCGGAGGCCGAGGCGGCCGCGGAGAAGGAGGAGACCGCCGCCGUCGAGGCCGAGAAGGCGGCACCGGCGGUCGCCGUCGACAAGGACGUGGCGCUGUGGGGCGUGCCGCUGCUGCCGAGCAAGGGCGACGAGGCGACGGACGUGGUCCUCCUCAAGUUCCUCCGCGCGCGCGACUUCAAGGCGGGCGCCGCCUUCGACAUGCUCCGCCGCACGCUCCGGUGGCGCCGGGAGUGGAAGAGCCUGGCCGCCACCGCGGCCGACGGCGACGACUUCGAGGGCGACGCGCUCCCGGAGGGCGCGUGCCGCCUGGACGGCGCGGACCGCGAGGGCCACCCGGUGUGCUACAACGCGCUGGGCGUGUUCGCGGACGAGGCCGUGUACAGGAGCGCGCUCGGCACCGACGGCGGCAAGAAGCCGGCCCGGUUCCUCCGGUGGCGGGUGCGCGCCAUGGAGCGCCACGUGGCCGAGCUCGACUUCCGCCCCGGCGGCGCCGCGUCGCUGCUGCAGGUGACGGACCUCCGCGGCUCCCCCGGCCCCGCCAGGAAGGACCUCCGUGUCGCCAUGAAGCAGGUGCUCGACCUCUUCCAGGACAACUACCCGGAGCUCGUCGCCAGGAACAUCCUGAUCAACGUGCCGUUCUCCUACUACGCCUUCACCACCGUCUUCUUCCCGUUCCUGACGCAGCGGACCAAGAGCAAGCUGGUGGUGGCCCGCCCGUCCAAGGUCACCGAGACGCUGCUCAAGUACAUCCCCAUCGAGGCCAUCCCGGUGAAGUACGGCGGGCUGAAGCGCGACGGCGACGCCGAGUUCACCGGCGAGCACGACGCCGAGAUCGCCGAGGUGGUCGUCAAGGCGGGCGCCACCGAGGCCAUCGAGAUCGAGGCCGCCGAGGGCGACACGACGCUGACGUGGGACGUGACGGUGCUGGGGUGGGAGGUGAGGUACACGGAGGAGUUCGUGCCGGCGGACGAGGGCGCGUACACCAUCGUGGUGAGCAAGGGCCGGAAGGUGGGCGCCGGCGAGGAGGCGGUGCGCAACUCGUUCCGCGCGGCGGAGGCCGGCAAGGUGGUGAUCACGGUGGAGAACGCGACCCGCGGGAGGAAGCGGGUGCUCUUCCGGCACAAGGCCAAGAGCGCCCUCGCCAAGAAGUGAUGAAGAAAGUGAUGAUAAGUUAUGAGGCCCUUUGGAGGGGGAAGAUGAGACUUGUGUGCGUGUGGAUUCUACAUUAAUUCAUUAUUCAAUUCUUUUGUGCAAGAGAGUAAGUAGUAGGGGUACAUUGUGUUGUGUUUGGCGAGCACCAUUCUUUUGUCAUGCAAUUAUUGUCUGAUAAUAUAAAGAGGUUUUUACCCGGUUAUUAAAA